UACGGUUUUACGAGUUUUUUUUUUGGUGUUUGUAAAGCUCGUUCCACUCUCCGCUUUACGGGUUGCACAUAAUAGCACAAAAAGCUCAAAUAUUUUCAGUUACAUUACUGAUAAAUGAUGCCGGGGUAUCAAAAAGCAAAACGAUCAAAGUUUGCCAAGUCUAGAGAAUGUUGAAAAAUGUCGACAACUAAAUCGUACUUGUCCUCAACAAUAUUUAUUCUCAUUAACUUUAGAGAAACACCGCCUGUCCGCUUCUACGGUAAUUUAAAUAAGAAAUAAAUUAAAUAUCAAGGUGCUUUAGUAUUUGCUAAUUUCAAAUUGUUCCAUACUAAAAGAAGGUCAACUUACACAACUCUAAAAUGGAUAAAAAAAUAUAUUAAAAUAAUGAACAUAAAACAGUCAUCGUAUAAUAAUAAAAAAAUAUUUUGCGCGAGUGCGUUCCCCAAUUUCGUAAAAAGUCGUGAGCUGGUCCAGUGACGGAUUCAACAGUUUUGCGCGCGCCUCGACCCACCCCUCAGUAGAUCUUGUGCCGUCGGACCGCACGCACGUCGCCUCCAAACACAUCUUCACCGAUGUUCUAAAUUCAAGAAAAAAGCUCGCGUCGUACGUUUAAAAAUUAAACUGUAUUGUUUUUUCAAAUCUUCUCAAGUGUCGUGUUCCAGUGUUUGCGCGUAUAAUGUGGUACAUUUUAGAUGUUGGGUAGCAGAUAUAUCAUCGCUCUGAUGAUAAAAUGAUUGAAGAAAUUAGGAUUUGAACGUGUUACUGCCAGGAGGGCGAGCGACAGUGAAUAUGAACGCGACACAUCUGCCAGGGUUCAACGACACUAACCAUGAGCUCACAUACCCGACAUCUUCAGAAUGGUUCGACGGCAGCAACUGUUCGUGGGUGGACGCGGUCUCGUGGGGCUGCAACACCACCAUCAACGGCACCAGCUCCAACUCCACCUCCAGUGACGUCACGUCGUUCGUCCUCAUGGCUGUCACGUCUGUCGUGCUUGCACUUAUCAUCCUUGCUACUAUUGUAGGUAAUGUGUUCGUGAUAGCAGCUAUUAUAAUUGAGCGGAAUCUUCAGAAUGUAGCCAACUAUCUGGUGGCGUCGCUGGCGGUCGCCGACCUCAUGGUGGCCUGCCUCGUCAUGCCCUUAGGAGCGGUGUACGAGGUCAGUCAAGGCUGGAUCCUCGGUCCUGAGCUGUGUGACAUGUGGACCUCCAGCGACGUGCUCUGCAGCUCCGCGUCUAUUCUUCACCUUGUUGCCAUAGCGACAGACAGGUAUUGGGCAGUGACAGACGUAGACUACAUCCAUAUACGCAACGAGAAGCGUAUUUUCACAAUGAUUGUCCUCGUGUGGGGGGCGGCGCUGGUCGUGUCCUUGGCCCCGCAGCUCGGCUGGAAGGACCCUGACUACCUCGCCAGAAUCACGCAACAACAGAAGUGCCUCGUUAGCCAAGAUCUUGCGUAUCAAAUCUUCGCGACCAUGUCGACGUUCUACGUACCCCUUGCUGUUAUCCUCAUUUUGUACUGGAAGAUCUUCCAAACUGCCAGGAGACGCAUCCGAAGGAGACGAGAACCUCCCCCUCCUCGGCCCACAUCGGCUGACGGCGCUCCUCCCUCCGGGCGGCCCGUACAGUCAGCGAGGGACAGACGCUUCGUCAAGAAACGAUUCCUGAACCUCAAGAAGUGCAACCAGCGGACUCGUGCGGAGACACUGGCUGCCGCGUUGUUGUUGACAGAGGGCCAGAGCACCUCCACCGUUGAUACGUUGGACGAAGAGCCGAGGACCACAGCGUUCACGAUCAACGAGAAGGCGCCUCCCUCUGUGUCCCCUGAAAAGUCUUCCUCGACUGUUACUAACGGCUCGAAGCCGGAGCGAGCCAUCGUUCCCGCCCCCACGCACAGAGAGAAGAAAGAAUCUCUCGAAGCAAAAAGGGAACGUAAAGCAGCGAAGACUCUCGCAAUCAUCACAGGAGCAUUCGUGUUCUGCUGGCUUCCAUUCUUUAUAAUGGCGUUGGUCAUGCCCAUCUGCCAAACGUGUGUUAUCAGUGAUUACUUAGCGAGUUUCUUCCUCUGGCUAGGCUACUUCAACUCGACCCUGAACCCCGUGAUAUACACUAUCUUCAGCCCCGACUUCCGCCAAGCGUUCGCGCGCAUUCUCUUCGGCACUCACCGGCGGGGCCGAAAUAAAAAGUUCUAACGAAAAUGUCACUACUAUGUAUAUAAUUGAGCCUUGUUGGCUGACGGACUAUGUUACUCAACCUAUAUUGUAUGAUAUUUCGCUUUCUGUAUGUUAUACAUACUAAGUAGAUAGUGUAAAUACGUUCAUUCGGUGAUAUAUUGUAAAUAAUAUAAAGGUAUAUUAUAGAUGAUGUUGACAAUUGUUUUUUUUACGCGUUAUAGUCUAUACAGCCGCGACGGGGUCGCUCGCGAGUCCUGGGCGACCCCCCCGCCCGCUCUUAUGUUGUUUCAAGUGACAUUACGAAAUAAAUAUUUAAAUUAUAUCAA
This is a messenger RNA of Trichoplusia ni (cabbage looper), 2498 nucleotides long. RefSeq names its product 5-hydroxytryptamine receptor. Gene Ontology annotation, cellular component: membrane. The coding region runs from base 790 to 2190 and encodes 466 amino acids. The transcript is spliced from 6 exons. Gene Ontology annotation, molecular function: G protein-coupled receptor activity. The record is from RefSeq and is a predicted model, not a curated record. Gene Ontology annotation, biological process: adenylate cyclase-activating adrenergic receptor signaling pathway. NCBI's taxonomy places the organism in Eukaryota, Metazoa, Arthropoda, Insecta, Lepidoptera, Noctuidae.